Molecule: messenger RNA, 894 nt
Organism: Colletotrichum chrysophilum
Lineage: Eukaryota; Fungi; Ascomycota; Sordariomycetes; Glomerellales; Glomerellaceae
Exons: 2
Coding region: 1-894 (297 amino acids)
Source: RefSeq, a predicted model, not a curated record
AUGGCUCUCGACAAGGACUCGCCAUCACCGAACCCCGACAGCAGAACCAACAGAUUGACAGCAGCUGCCUUGGGCUUGGCUGCGGGAGCGGCUAUCGGUUAUGGAGCUGCUUCCUUGGCUCGUAUCUCAUCCACAUCGUCUGCAUCAUCAAGCACUUCCGAUCAGGGCGAUGACGAACAGAAGCCACAUGGCAACCAGGUUUGGAACGAUCCAUAUGGACAAAAUGGCACUCUCUAUGACGAUGGAAAUGAUGUUGCUCAAGAGACGAGCAGUAUCCAAAGUGUGACUUCGUCGUCGCCAUCAGAUCAGGAAACCACAGGUUGGUUUGCACAAGAGCAACAAUCGGUGAAUAGCAAUUGGGACCAAAAUGCCGACAGUACCGACUACAUCGACAUGAACCACCACGGUGACCUUUACAGUAACGAUUCCCAGCAUUUCGACGACCGAUCCGUGACUUCGAAUCAGUCUUCGCCGAUGUACUACAACGACGAGCACUUUUCUCAGCAACCGAGCGAAUUUGAACAACCGUACGCACACCAAGAGGUCUUGGACACUGCUAAUGAGUAUGGUGAUUGGCCCGGCGAGGGCAAUAAAUUUCAGCAAUCACACGAAGAUCAGUCUGAGGGUGAUAAUGAGGGCGCGUCUGAUUCAGAGUCCUCGCUCUACGAUCCCCAGCCCGAUUACGGCUAUGAGCCACAGAAUCAGUACUUUCAACAUCAAGGAUAUGCGCCAGAGGCCUAUCAAGAUUCAGAUGGACCUGAGUAUGAAGAGAGUGAUGUGCAGACCGACUAUCAGGAUGGAAAUGGUGGCGAGUUGAGCGAAAAGUCUGACGGUAACGAUGACGGGGAUGAUGAUUACGAUAAUGGAUUUGACUCCCAAGACGACUCAGACUAA